AUCCGAAGGUAUGACUUUUCUUCCUACGCGUUUGUUGUUGAACUACAUCUCGAGACUUUGAUUUAUUACUUAGUUUUGAUGCGAAACACUUCGCUGUCUUUAACAAUUCGAGUGUUCGUAGACAUUACCGAACACAAAUAACAAGAUGGCCGUCGGACUUGGGCAAAGAUUUCUGAUGAAGAUUGUGAGGAAUGAGUCUAUGAAGACGUAUGUACAGUACUUGGAACUAUGUAGCUAAAGAUGAUGCUAACUUUACUGCGACAGGGACCCGUAAGCAUUCACAAGAUUGUGAGAAAAAUAUCUCAAGACUAAUUAGAACAUCUAAAUAGCCCGGAAAUUUAUGGAUGGAGAGUUUUCUUCCUAGCAAGUUCUGGUACGUACACCAUUCCUGCCGAGCAAGAGAGGGGAAAUGAAUAUAGCUGUUGCAUGUGUACUAAACUUCUACACAGCUUGUUUCGGCGGUAUGCUAUUUGGUUGGGGUAUGUUGGGACUUACCAUUCGAAAGUUCAGACAAUCAUACUAAUUUGUAUGCGAAGAUAUUGGUACAAUAGGAGGUGUAAUUGUAAUGCCUUCUUUCACCAAGUAUUUUCCCUCUGAUGUAACACCCGAUGCAGGAUUGACAUAGAUAGGGCAUAUCAUAUCGACCACCUAAGCGACACCGCCCGCGCGAAUCUAUUGUCAAAUAGUAAGUUCACUCAUACUACUUAAUGAGUCUACGUCUAAGAAUAAACAGUUGUCAGUACAUUGCAAGCGGGUUGUUUCUUUGGAUCAUUAAUCGCAUAUUAUGUUGCGGAUCAAUGGGGUCGAAAGGUAUGCGGACUCUUCUAUCUUACAUUCAUAAUGACAAGGUGUUUUACUAAAUCUCCAAAGCCGGCGUUGCUCACUGCAGCCGGUGUUACAAUUAUAGGAGUUGUUAUUCAAUGUGCAACACAUGGUUAUCUGUAAGAAGUACCAAAUUCUCCCUUCCAAUCUGAAUGCUAACUCGAUGAUAGGUCUGCUCUCUAUGUUGGUAGAUUUAUUGCUGGAUUGGGAGUAGGAGCUGCUAGUAUGCUUACGCCACUUUAUGUAAGUUCUACUAAGUAACUAGGUAUUAUAUCUACUAGAAACUUCGACUAAUCUAAUGAUUAUCUACAGGUUAGUGAAAAUGCACCUAGAGCGAUCAGAGGUGCUCUUACUGGGAUGUAUCAAUUAUUCAUUGCCACCGGCACCAUGCUAAGUUUUUGGAUUAACUAUGGCUCUUUACUGCAUCUCAAAGGCGAUGCACCAUGGAUUGGUAAUUUGAACCGCCCCUUCCCCGAUAUAGGCGUUUGACGAGUGGGAUACUUAUGUUUUAUUUCUCCAGUUUCUCUUGCUCUUCAGAUGUUACCCGCGAUUUUACUAUUCUUGGGAAUUGCUUUGUGUCGUGAAUCUCCUCGGUGGUUGGCAAGACAAGAUAAUUGGGAGAAAGCUACUACAGUUUUAUCAAAGGUGUCUAAGUAAGUUACUAGAUUACUAUUAAUCAAGCAUUUUAGGGAACUGCUAACAUAUAUAAGUCUUCCGCCCGAUCAUCCCUACAUCCGUAUGGAGCUAGAAGAAGUAAACUCUACUCCCACCACUAAAUCAACCCGAAAAAUACACUGACCAUUCCAGAUGUACGAACAACUCGAAAACGAACGUCGCCUCAUCGGCGGCGCCAGCUUCCUCGACCUCAUGAAAGAAAUGUGGACGAUAUCCGGAAACCGUAAUCGGGCUUUAAUAUCCAUCGGACUGAUGAUCUGUCAACAAAUGACGGGCACAAACGCCAUAAACUACUACGCGCCGACCAUCUUCCUCAAUCUGGGGGUAAACUCCACAACAGCUGGACUCUUCGCAACGGGCAUCUACGGCAUUGUAAAAAUGGCCACCUGUGCGGUAUUCCUCCUCGUCGCCGCCGACUCUCUCGGAAGGAGAAAAUCAUUAUUAUGGACGAGUAUUGCGCAGGGAUGCGCCAUGUUUGUGAUUGGGUUCUAUGUGAGGUUUGAUCCGCCGCUGAAGGGGGCCACUAUACCACCCGUGGGAUAUUUCGCUCUGACGUGUAUUUAUUUGUUUGCGGGGUUUUUUCAGUUUGGGUGGGGACCGUGUUGUUGGAUUAUUGUGAGUGAGAUACCGGCUGCGAGGUUGAGGGCUCUUAAUGUGGCGAUUGCGGCGGCGACACAGUGGUUGUUUAAUUUUGUCGUUGCGAAGGCCGUGCCUACUAGUGAGUCUUUGCUCUUCUUUCUCUGUUUCUUUCAUUCCCCAUCUCUUUGAUGUCCUCGUCGCCCAAUAUCUCAAGAAAAUGUUUUUAAUAACAACAAAAAUAGUGCUAGUAACCGUCGGACGCGCCGGUUAUGGAACCUAUUUCAUCUUCGGCUCCUUCUGCUUCAGCAUGUUUUUCUUCGUAUGGUUCCUCAUCCCUGAAACCAAAGGCCUCUCACUUGAAAAAAUGGACUCCUUGUUUGGAAUCACCGAAGUCGCAAAUAAAGAUGUAGAAUCUAAUGUUGGAUCUGUUCGAGGUACCCACACUAUUGAUGAGAAAGCUGCUGUUGAUAUUCCUGAGAUUGCGGAUGAGGGGGCUGAUGGGUAUGGAAAUGCCGGGAAGAGAGAGCUGCAGAGAGGUGAAUGUGUUGAACUUUCUGGUGUACCGAGUUCGCAGAUUCGGAGUCCUGAGAUUUCGAGGGAUGAUGGUGGGAAGGAGAAGGGGAAGGGGAAGGGGAAGGAGAAGGAGAAGGAGAAGGAGAUUGGGUUGAGAGAAGGCGUUGGGAGUGCGAGGGCGUUGAGCCCUACGAGGCAUUUUGUAGGGAAGGGGAAAGAGAAGGAUAAGAGUGAGACGGGGAGUGUGGGUGAUCAAAUGGGGUAUUAUUGUUAAGGGAUUACUAUUUGUAAUGUGGUUUUAUUUCCGAGGAUAUAAUCUGGUUCGUGAUAUGGUUGGGUGAGGCGACAAGUGUUUUGAAAUUUGAAAGAGAGGGCAUUUGGCGAGAGGAGUAACUUACGGUCACAUGUAAUGAGAUUUAUGAGGAUAAAGAGGUGUUUAUACACCACUUUCCUUAAAGUAAAUAGAAUGAAUAUACCUGUUUAAAACCAUUGCAGUACAAGUCCUUCUGAAGACUCUAA
Sclerotinia trifoliorum is the source of this 3108-nucleotide messenger RNA. NCBI's taxonomy places the organism in Eukaryota, Fungi, Ascomycota, Leotiomycetes, Helotiales, Sclerotiniaceae. The record is from the annotation of a GenBank genome assembly.